Molecule: messenger RNA, 902 nt
Organism: Rubroshorea leprosula
Lineage: Eukaryota; Viridiplantae; Streptophyta; Magnoliopsida; Malvales; Dipterocarpaceae
Source: the annotation of a GenBank genome assembly
UCAACAACAAGAGGAUCCUGUAGAGUUUAUUUCUCCUCUUCUUCUUCUCUUUCCCAUGUCGUUUUGAAAUCUCAUGGCAUGCUUAGACAUGUAUAACUCCGAGCACAAAGGUAUUCACUCAUCAUACGCUGCUCCCAUGAGCCCUAGAAUCUCUUUCUCCAAUGAUUUCGUGGAGUCUCAUCAUGGCCACCAGAUUGUAAAGCAAGAGAGGAAUAGUACUCCGGUAUCCUCCGACUUCGAAUUCUCGGUGUCCAACUACUCCAUGAUGAGCGCCGACGAGCUGUUUUUUAAGGGUAAGCUUUUGCCAUUUAGAGAUACCUGCAAUAACCAAAUGCAGAGGACUUUGAGAGAAGAGCUGCUCGUUGAGGAGGAGGACGACGACAUGUUCCAGAUAAGACCGCCGAAAGGUUCCCAAAAAUGGAAGGGAUUUUUGAGUUUGAAAAAAUCCCACAUUGGGUCCAAGAAAGUUGAGAAGACCGAAGGGUCUGCAGAGAAAACCCACGACAUCAAAACUAACCGGGAACCUUUGAAUGAAGGAGGGUCCAGUGGCAGGGAUGUUGAGAGUGGAAUAUAGAGGACAAGCAUUUGUAGAGAUGUGGUGGGGGAUUUUUUUUUUCCAAAAAACGAACGGAGGAUGGAUGCCAUUUUUCUUUUUUAGAUGUACGUCUUAAUCUGUGUUAGUGAAUUGAUUUUAAUACCUUUUUGCGUUGAUCUUGGAAACUUGGGGUUUAUUAUGUAAAAAAUGAUUGUAGUUGAAGAACAUGUCAUGUUGGGGUUUUAUUUCGAGCAUUCAUUGAUAUAGAUCUGAGAUGGGUCAUGGCAUUUUUUAACUCUACUUGGAAUCUUGGAUCUAACCCUGUAAUUUUCUCUUUGACUUGGAUCUACUGGUACCUACCUCUAUC